Messenger RNA from Porites evermanni, 2520 nucleotides. Lineage: Eukaryota; Metazoa; Cnidaria; Anthozoa; Scleractinia; Poritidae. The record is from the annotation of a GenBank genome assembly.
UAUUAUUUUGUGGUCUCUUUGAACAGACAGAGUGCACAGACUUGCAAGGAGAAACUUGGUGCUUUUAGAAAAGGACUGAAAAAACUUCCUCUUGAAUUUGGUGAGGGUAGAUUUUGUCAACUAGAAUUUAUAUACUUUAAAUUUGAAAUUUCCUCCCUAAUAGUUUACUUGGGUUGUAUGAAUAUUUUCCAAUUCCUGUGAGGCCAAGGGGGUUUUCAAUAAAAAUUACCAAAUCGAAAAAAUGUUUUUAAUCUGCUAUCUUCUUUUUUUGCUUUUAAAAUUUAUAGUUUAUAUCACUGCUCCAAACAAAAUUCCAUCAGAGGGUGGAGAUAUAGCAAUAAAUGAAGGUAUGAUGCAUAAAAAAUUUGCCAUAGAAAAACGUCAGUUUAAAGACAAGUAAAACUUUGCACUGAUAAUUCAUAGUUAUUAUUUUUAUGCAGGAUCAAAUGAGUUUGGCUGGUGGUUUUCAACAGAAAAUGAUACAUAUGACCCUCUUAGUCCUUCAGAAAUCUCAAAAGGAUAUGAAGAGUCAUUAGAACUUGUAAAAACAACUUUUGCAGACAAGGUAUGUAGGUGUUGACUUUAUUUAUAAAUAAAUGUCAAAAAUAUUUCUAAUAUUAUUUUGAUAAUCAAUAAUUAACUACUCUCUCCACUUUUAAUUUUUAGGGUCCUUUUGAUGGUAUGUAUGCUCAAGAUAGAACUGGUUACUAUUAAUACUUUUGUUAAUAUUGACAUUUAUGGUACCUAUUAUGAAAAGAAAAACUUUUUUCCUUUAUUUCAGGCAUUCUUGGUUUUAGCCAAGGCUCCUGCCUGCUAUCGGUUCUUUGUGCUCUAAAGGAACAAGGUAUAUUUUUUAUAUUCUGUACUAAUUAUGAGCUUCAUUUAUAGAACAUUUUCAUUGAUUAUUACCUUCCUUUACAUAGAAUACCCCCUUUCAUUUUAUAGAAUACCCACCAUAGCUACAGCAGAUUUUGUGCCUGUAAGAUACUCCUUUGUUGGCCUGAGUUAUUGAUAAUAAUUAUUGUUAUAUUAAUGAAUUGAAUUCUCACUUGAAUGGUCUUAACCAUGAUCUUGCCGACCAUUUAUUAUGUGUGUAUUUUUUCCUUUAACCAUCUGGUCCUGGUUGUUCAAAACCCUUAUAGAGUCUUCCUCCAGAUAAAUCGCUAUCGGCCAGUUAAUAAGUAUUAAGGGAAACCAUUAUAUAGCAUUAUCCAGUGGAUAGGGAUUUAUCCAGUGGAUAGCUAUCCACCUUUGAUCAACUGGGGCCAAGUCAGGAAAUAAAAAAUGUAUAAACAUUAAAAACUAAUAUUUUUGAUUGUGUACUUGUAGGGUGUUUAGAUUUUAAAUUUGCCAUUCUUGUGGCUGGAUUCAAAUCUCGAUCAUCAGGUCACAGUGUGUAUUACAACGCACCAAUUACUUGUCCCACUCUGCAUGUGUUCGGCGACACAGACAGAGUUAUACCUAAAGGUAUGUUAUCUUUAGUCAAGACACUGGCUUCUUCACCUUCCUCUUCCCUCGAUAAGGUGUAGUCUGCACACUGACAUCUUCUACAUUUUUACUGGAGUUGUCUGUUUGAAGGCCAUUACCUCUGCUCCACAGGCACUCAAAGGAGCUUUCCAUAUAGAGAGAAGCUGCUGAAAAAGUCAGUGCUGGCAUAUAUUGGCUUGUAGAAGGUGGUAAAUGAACUUUCAACUUUUAUCUUUGCGAUCACCUUGUGCAAUGGAAAUUCAAUGACAUACCUUAUCAAGCCUCCAGAGAAGGAGAGAGGGCUUUUGCAGAGUGAAGAAUAAUAGGCUCUGCCUACAGAGUAGACCCUCUUUAAGUCUGUUAUUUUGAGGCGACAGAGUAAAAUAUAUUCUCUGGGUUCUCGAUCGGUCAGGCUGUCUUUUUGGGACAUUGUUUCUUUUUGCGACACUCACAAAACUUUGGGCAAGUUUACCUACAGUGAGGACACCGGUCAUUGUAUAGUACCACAUAUGCACAACAUCUGCAACGCAGAAGGCAAAAAAGGGUCAUCAUGUUAAGAUAUAGAUACCUGAUAACUUCAUGUUGUAAAUAGCUUACUAUGUUGCACCCUGUCUUCCUAUACAUUCCUGCCACUGAUUAUUAACUUAGCUGCCUGUGGCACAGCCCAGUAUAUAAAAUAUGUUCCACUUUUCUCUCGUUUUGAUUGUUAAUUACCUGCUCUCUUUAAUUAAACAGAAAACAGUGAAGAAUUAUUACAGUAUUUUACAAAUGCAACUAUUCUUAAUCAUCCCGGAGGUUGGUGAAUCAUUAAUUAUCUUCUGCUUAAUAUAUACACCUUAUUUUAUCAUAAUUAUUUUUUUUGACAGGAAUCUUUAUAUUUUAUGUUUUGAGCUCACUAAAGCAUUUCGUUUUGUUGUUACCGGUAAUUACAGACAUUACACUAUUUUAGCAAAGUGUAUAUUUCUUUACUCCUCAGGCCAUUUCGUCCCAACACAAGCUCCUCAAAGAAAGGUGUAUAUAGAGUUCCUGGAACAGUUUCUUAACAAGGCUUGA